This is a messenger RNA of Paramecium tetraurelia, 423 nucleotides long. RefSeq lists its product as uncharacterized. The transcript has a single exon. The record is from RefSeq and is a predicted model, not a curated record. Lineage: Eukaryota; Ciliophora; Oligohymenophorea; Peniculida; Parameciidae.
AUGUAAAAGGUAAUCGCUUAUUUUCACAUGUGGAUCAUCGCCUAUUCAAAAUCAAUAUCUAUAAAUCGUUAUCAGCAGGCAUUUCAGUCAAGUAUCUCAUUCUCUAAAAUUAUCUAUUGUAUGUAUAAUCGCCUAUACUAUUAUAUGUCUUCAUCUCUAACAGUAUUCCUCCAUUACCUAAUUAUAAAAUCACAAGUUCUACCAUUCUCGCCAAAAAUAAAGCCUUUUACUACUCCAUCCACAACUAGCUUGUUAACAAAACAACCUCCAAGAACACCUACAAUGUAAGGCAGAGACUUCUUUAAUGUCUUGAAUGUGUAAUUCAAUUUCACCAUAUCCAAAGAAGUAAAUGUUUGUAAUCAUUGUGGAGUCAUUGUUCGUGGAUUAGGCCAAAAUUUGGAUCUACAACAUUUGGAAUUUUGA